Molecule: messenger RNA, 12808 nt
Organism: Esox lucius (northern pike)
Lineage: Eukaryota; Metazoa; Chordata; Actinopteri; Esociformes; Esocidae
Product: msx2-interacting protein
Exons: 14
Coding region: 1909-11676 (3255 amino acids)
Biological process (GO): regulation of transcription by RNA polymerase II
Cellular component (GO): nucleus
Molecular function (GO): mRNA binding
Source: RefSeq, a predicted model, not a curated record
AUGGUCUCCCUCUGAAGUACUGGGGGAUCAGGGUGUCAGUAAAAAAAAAAAAAAUAGUUUUACCCUGCAAUAACAUGAAUUCAUUGUUGGGUUAUUGAUAAGACCAGGGAAAUAGAUUCCUUAGUUCUAAACAUUUAAAAGUUAACCUAGGGAACGGUCCCCUUCUCCAUCCUCACAGACCUGGCCUUUCUCAUGGGAUCUAAGUGAAUUAUUUAUGCAAAUCUAUUGGUCAUUAAAGAGGUGUGGAUGUAUAAGGUAUUAUCAUUCAAAAAUUUGGAUUUAUUAUGUGAGACGUAUCCUGCUUUCAAGUUGGAUAUUACACCUGUGGGGAAUAUCCUGGUGAGUUUGGAUACACAUUUGUUGGAAUUUAUCCUGGUGAGUUUGGAUAUUUUGAUUUUCCUUAACAUGGAUUCUAACCGCGGUUUACCUGGGAUCCUCCUUCCUUGGAAGUAAAUUGUUGCCUCUGUUGGAUUAAAUGCCCCUAUAUUUUCUUGAAUUAUGAUCAGGCAGGUAAAAUCACACAUGGACUAUACAUCAGAAAAGACAGUAUUUUCAGUUUUUUCUUCCUCUCACCAUCCUCCCACUGCUUUUUUCUGGAAGUCUUGAAUCCGAGGAUAUUUUCUACUCGUCUGGAUUUAAGUAACAUGGACCAAAGGAUGUAAGUUGCCAUUGUAAGGAUGUAAGUUUGCUAGGUGUCAUCACAGGGCCCCAUCAGUACAUCAUUCACCGCUUAUUGAUCAUUUUCAGACAAGGGAAUUUACAUUUUACAGGGUAUAAUUUUAAUUUAGUACGGAGCUUAUAUCGAAAGGAACUACGGAGAACUGGAGGAGUAACAGAAAACAGCCAUCAAGAAAUUCUGUGGAAAUAUUUUUGGGAGAGUGGUGGCCGUGAAGACGACUGAAGAAGUGCAUUUUGGAUGUACCUGCCCGCGUGGAAGUGUGGACGUAACCCCCAUAAUUGGAUGUAAGGAUGUUGGGUGUAGGAUGUACACAGGUGGAACCACAGUUCCCUCGCUGGAUUACUCCGCUCCUGUGUGGAUUUAGCUGUAUAUCCUCUCAGCAUCAGUAUUUGGGGUUACGAGCAAAGAACUGAAACGUCAGCCUUGCCCAAGAAAACCAAACGAAGCCUGAAGAGGAUGUCGUCUACACAGCCACGGAGUAGACUGUCUAUUGGCCCUUGGGAUAUGUAAUAGUUCUGUUUUAAGGAAUUCAUUACGUUGCAGUGGACUAGGAUUAUUUCAUGCAUUUUGGUGAGAGAAGAUAUUGUUUUUCACAGGAGGGUAUGCAAACUGGCUUGCUAGUUUUGAAGAGGAAUAAUCCAAGUCUCUGUUUUUGGAAAGUAAUAUGCAGACGACUCAGACUUGUUGCUGCUCUAUGCUAGGUGACCGUAAGCACGUUGGAUUUAUUUUCAGUCUGGCCCAUAUCUAGUGUUACUUUUGGAAUGCACUGUGACCUAAAGUGUGACUCAUCUUUUUCCCCACCCAAUCAUAUCUUUAGUACUGUAUCAAUGGUUGUCAUAAAAAAUCAGUUUCUUUUGGUUAUUUUGUUUUCUCCCUUUUUCCAUCAAACGAAGAGAUUAAGAAAUUGUGGAAUAUACCUCCGAUACCUACCCAACCCAGUGUUCUGCUUGAACAUUGAAGACUUGACAAACGCGUCAACAUUUUUUUUCUCAAGUAUUUUUUUUUCUUCCGAAUCUGAAUGAUUUUUUCCUUUUGCUUUUUAAUCCGGCAUACACAAUUCUGACCUCCUAGAUUGUAUUUGGGAUUAUAGGGUCGGUUACUGCUUUUGGAAAAGCAGCUCGGAGAGCCGAGAGCGUGCGUAUGAUCACAGCCCCUAUGGACAUCAUGAGCGCGGUGGCACUUUUGACAGACAGAGGCAUUACAGCACAGACUAUUACCGCGACCGCGGCAUGUUUGCGGCUGGAGUUAGCCCCGGCCCCGGAGGUAGCGCCGCUAUGAGCGGGAGCUUUGAAACACCGGAGCCUCACUUUGAGUCCAGGAUCCGAGGAGAUCCUUUCACCUUGUCUGGUGCGGCACGCCGUGACCCCUAUCGAGAUGACAGGGGGCGCCGCGUUGACAGAACUUACCAUCACCGCCGAAGUCGCUCGUCUCAUUCCUCACAGUCUCGACAUCCCUCCCCGCAAAGGACCACUGGGCAAACACCCAAAGCCCCCCAUUCCCCGAAAAGAGCCCCCCUCUCCCCAGGAAGAGGCCCACGCUCUAGGUCCCGCAGUAGGUCCUCUAGCUCUGAUUCUGUUAGCAGCACCAGCAGCACCGGCAGUGGCAGCAGUGAUUCAAACAGCAGCUCAAGUGAAGGGUCUCGUGCACGUUCUGUCCAGUCCUCUGCUACACACGCGCCCCCCUCUCAGCCCUGCUCCAUGGUAAUGGAAGGUGAUGAGCCACGCAGAAGCUUUGGCAUAAGGGUGCAGAACUUGCCCGUGCGCUCCACAGACACAAGUUUGAAAGAUGGCCUUUUCCAUGAGUUUAAGAAACAUGGCAAAGUGACAUCUGUGCAGAUACAUGGGGCUUUGGAGGACCGAUAUGGUCUCGUUUUCUUCAGACAGCAGGAAGACCAAGAGAAAGCCCUCAACGUCUCCAAAGGGAAGCUUUUCUUCGGCAUGAUGAUCGAGGUUUCGGCAUGGAAUGGCCCUGAAACAGAGAGCGAGAAUGAAUUCAGGCCAUUGGACGGCCGGAUUGACGAAUUCCAUCCCAAGGCAACAAGAACCCUGUUUAUUGGCAACUUGGAGAAGACCACCAGUUACCAACAGCUCCUUGAUAUCUUCCAGCGAUUUGGAGAGAUUGUGGAUAUCGAUGUUAAAAAGGUCAAUGGUGUUCCACAAUACGCUUUUGUGCAGUAUUCUGAUAUUGCUAGUGUCUGCAAGGCUAUAAAGAAGAUGGAUGGAGAGUAUUUGGGGAGCAACCGACUCAAGCUGGGUUUUGGGAAGAGUAUGCCCACAACAUGUGUUUGGCUGGACGGUUUGGCUUCCAACAUCACAGAACAAUAUCUCACACGUCACUUUUGCCGCUAUGGACAUGUGGUCAAGGUGGUGUUUGACAGGUUAAAGGGUAUGGCUCUCAUCUUGUAUAACAACACAGAUUUUGCACAGACUGCUGUCCGAGAGACCAAAGGCUGGAAGAUUGGCGGCAACAAAAUAAAGGUCGAUUUUGGUAGCCAAGAGAGUCAGAUGGCUUUUUAUCGGUCUAUGCAGGCCUCUGGUCAAGAUAUUAGAGACUUCUAUGAAAUUCCAACUGAAAGACGAGAGGAACGACCAAGACCUCCAUACCAUGAGUUCUCAGCAGAAAGAGCCUACUUUGAAAAUGUCCGCACGCCUGGCACCAUAUAUCCUGAAGACCCUCGCAGAGAAUAUCCCACCCGCAGCCGUGAGCGGUAUUCUGAGUUGGAGCACUACCAAGGAGAACACUUUGACACCCGCUACCACGAGGAUCCUCGGGAGUUCAGGGAGUAUCGAGAUCCUUUUGAGCAGGACAUUCGUAAAUACACAUACAUCCAGAGGGAGCGAGAAAGAGAACGGGAGCGCUUUGAGGCUGACCGUGGCAGGUGGAGCCCCUCUCAUCCACGGCGCCCAAUCACUCCUUCAGUCUCCCCUUCACCAUCUGAGCGUGCCCCCCGAGACCCAGAGCGACGGGUCUACAGUCAGUCAUCAGAACGAAGUGGUAGUUGCAGCUCACUCUCCCCACCGCGCUUUGACAAGGCAGACAAGGCUCCUCCAAUAGAACAUGGAGCUAGUUCUAAGAGUGAAAGGUUGGAAAAAGACGUCCACCCGGUCGAACCUGAGCGUGAGCGUGGUGCUGGGGCUGAGAAGAGCAAACGAGGGAGACGAAAGGAGAAAGGUGACAAAGAAAAAGGGGAGAAGAGUAAGUCAAGGAAAGGUAAGGUGCAAUCGCCCAGUAUCCCUCCAUCUGAGACUGAACUAGAACCUAGCCUGGAUGGAGGCUCUGGAAGAGGAAAGAUAUCAGAUCAAGACAGCCUUGAAAGAUCGAGAUAUAAAGGUGAGAAUGAGCCUCUGCCUUCCGAUCCAACAACAUCAACAAUGCGCCAUGAGCCUUUAAAAACUGAGAGGCUAGAUUCGGUAAAAGGUGAGAACACAGAAAAGGAUGGUAAAACACGAUCCAAGAAACACCAAAAAUCAGACACUGGAAAUGAUGGAAAAGAUCCGUCAGUGGAUUCUGAUCGGUUGGCUGCAAGAAAGAGGCGCUUUGGAGAUGCAAGUGCGCGGACCAUUCGACCGAAGAGAAGAAGGCUUGAAGAUGAGGAUGGAAUUCAACCUCCAGACUUUGGUGCUAGCACUGCUUUUCCAAAAGAGACAGAAGGUGACAGUAAGCCUCAACAGAAAGACACCCAGCGGAGGGAUUCAAGAUCCAAAGCAGAGAGACUGGUAUUUCUUGGCAGUCAUAAAGAGGGUCAGGAUCCUGUAAACAGAGGACAGGAAGAGCUGCCUGAGGGGAUCAUAGACCCUAUGGACUCAAAACGCCAACCUAGUCACAAUUUGUCCAGAAGGUUCUCCCAUGAUGGAAAUAUGGAACAGGAAAAUGCAAGAGAUCAAGAUCCACCAAGUCCUUUCAAAUACGGCCCACCGGACAAGAGUGUCAAGGAGGAGCCUCUGGAUAUUGACCUGUCUCAGAGUUACCGCAAACAGAUGGAGCAGAGGCGCCUUCACCAACAACUCCAAGAAUCAGACAAACAAGAAAAACCUGGAAGUCCACAAGGGUUAGAAACUGAAGACCUUGAACACCGCAGUCUGGUACAUGAAGUUGGAAAGCCACCUCAAGACGUCACAGAUAAUUUCCCUUCCCAUAAACUCAAGAAACAAGAGCAAUUUGAUGCAGACUUGAGUGCCAAGAGGGGAGACCGUGUUUACAGGAGCUUCCGGCAAAAGAGUGAAGAUCUAGAGUGGAACAACACUGCAUCACCAAGCGUGCAACACUUCUCUCAUCAUACUGAAGAGGACUUUGCAGAAUCUUCACACCUCAGGGAGGUUAAAACCGAAGAGAAAACCCACCCAGACCUGGAGCUGGCAGUAAAAAGGACACACACAAUACCAAUGUCCAAGCCAAGCACGCCUUUACAAGUUAGUGAAGAAGACCGGGAAAAACGUUGGGAGACCAGAGUCAAGCAAGAUUUUUUACCAGACUUACCAGACUUCUCAAGAGCUGUUGGAAAAAAUCCCCACAAUCGCAAGCGUUUGGAAUAUGGAAUGGUGCAUGAUUUAGAGCCUGGAGAAGUACGAUCUGAUUCUGAAGAGGAUAGAGAGAACAAACCACACUCUCCUCUGGCCUCUACUUCUAUGCCUUUUGCUGACCGUCAGAGGGUGGACCGAUUUUCAGACCCUAAACUGGCCACAAUGGAGAGGAUGAAGUUCUAUUCAUUUGCACUUGACCAGACCAUCACACCAGACACCAAGGCCCUGCUAGAGCGAGCAAAGUCUCUGUCUUCCUCCAGGGAGGAUAACUGGUCUUUCUUGGACUAUGAGUCACACUUUACUGGUUUACGCAGUAGGAAAGAUACUGAGAAGGUUGAGUCAGCACCACGGCCUACACCUUCUUGGUACAAGAAAAAAAUUCGCAGCGGUGGGUCUGAAGACAAACUUGAUGACCGGAAGGAAGAACCCAAGCCUAAACCUGAGGAACAUGAACGCAGGGAGCUGUUUGCCUCUCGUUUCCUUCAUAGCUCAAUCUUUGAGCAGGACUCAAGACGGCUUCAGCACCUAGAGCGAAAGCAUGAGGACCCUGAGCAGAGUCAGGCUCAACAAACAGGUCAACAAGGCCUGGCUGAUGGGCAGCCUGAUACUGAACAAGUUUACCUCUUCCAUAGCCGCAUUUUGGAAUUUACGCGGCUGCAGCAGCAGAAAGACCAACCGCUACAGGAAGUUAAAAAAGCAGAUUCCAUAGAUGGGAACAGGAUCGAGAAGUCGCCUGAGACAGAACAGCAACCUUUGCAGUUGCCUAAACCCUCAGAACCAGUCAUGGAUCCAGAGAUUAAACCUAUUAGCCCUGCUGAGCACCACAUAAUUUCACAGCCAACACCUAUGCCCAAGGAGAUGUCGCCACCCCUUCCACCCAAACAGAUGUCGCCACCCCUUCCACCCAAACAGAUGUCGCCACCCCUUCCACCCAAACAGAUGUCGCCACCCCUUCCACCUAAACAGAUGUCGCCACCCCUUCCACCCAAACAGAUGUCGCCACCCCUUCCACCUAAACAGAUGUCGCCACCCCUUCCACCCAAACAGAUGUCGCCACCCCUUCCACCCAAACAGAUGUCGCCACCCCUUCCACCCAAACAGAUGUCGCCACCCCUUCCACCCAAACAAAUGUCUCCACCCCUUCCACCCAAACAAAUGUCUCCACCCCUUCCACCAAAGGAGAUGUCUCCGCCCAAGGAGGUGUCUCCACCCCUUCCACCCAAGGAGAUGUCUCCACCUAAGCACAUUUCUCCACCCAAAGAAAAUUCUCCCCCAGUGAAAACAAGUGGCAUGUUGACUCCAGAGCCAGCUGAUCCAGAGCCUAUGACAAAAGAAGAAAACAGAGAAAACGUACAGCUCCCUCCCCUCCCGCAAACUUCUUCAGUUGAGAUGUCUUCCCCUGUCAGUUUCGGUGAGUCCAUCCGUUCUGUGAGAAAAGUCAAAAGAUCACCUAGUGAUGAGAAAUCUGAAGAUGUCGCUCAGGAUAUUAAAAUGUUGAUACCUGAGCCGUCCUCCAACAGUGAUUGCCAUUUUCAUGAAACAUCAGUUAGUACGUCUCAAUCUGAGAUGGCACCUCCUGAAUUACCACCUGAAUUGAAAAGUUCUACACCAACUAACCCUGUUGAUGAAAUGGAUGUUUCAAAAGAGGAUACCAAUACUGAUGGUACAGACACUCAAGCAGAGUUGGAAAACAAACAUGAAGUCAAUCCAAAGCAGGUGCUUGUUGAUAAUGAAGCCAGUGAUGAGUCAAUUUCACCACCUCAGAAGUCCAAGAACAAAAAGAGUAAGUCUCCUACUCAAGUGCCACCCACUCCUUUGGUUUCAACAGCUGGUUCAGAUAAGCCACUUACACGCAAGAGUGAACGCACCAAACGUGCAUCGUCCCCUAGAGCAGAGUCUUCAAAGGGAAGUUUAGAUUCCAAAUCCACCGGCAAGUCUCCCAUCCAUGGUGCAGACCCAGAGCAUGGCACAGAGCAGAGUAUAUCUGUUGGGAGAGCACGGCGCAGAAAUGUGAAAUCUGUUUAUGCUACCCCUGUUGAAGAAGAUACCACUAAAGGGUCUGGUAAAGAUGUAGCUGAGUCACCACGCUCUGCGCGCAAGCGAGGUGGAGACAAAGAAGCGGCCCCUCAGCAGCCAUUGGAGCAGGAUUCCCUUGCACCUAUUACGUCGAGGAGAGGCCGUCCACCUAAGAAUCGGCGACAAGGAGAGGACACAUUAACAGCUAAAGGGGAUAGGUCCAAACUGGAGACCAAGGAUUUGGACUCCAAUGACACAGAGAGUAGUGAAAGAAUCAGUAAAGUGUCAAAAGGCAGACAUUCUCCUCAUGGUCAUAAAGUGGUGGCAAGUCACUUACCCAUGUCCACAGUGACUGGAUCAAGUAAGAAGGGGGAGAAGACUGAGCUGUCUGAAGAUGCUGCUCAGCCGAUGGAUUUUAGAGAGGAGGACAGUUCGGCCAUGCAGGAUCCAACUGUCUUGAGUAAAGAAGAUCCUGUGCAGCCGGUUUUUCAAAAGAAAGAGGAGAAUGUCAAGCAACUAUUAGAAACUGACAAAUCACGUGAUAAAGACAAGCAGAAAAAGGACCCUAUUGAGGAGAAAUCCAGUGGAGCAAAAUUUUGUGAUAAAGAUGCUGAUCCUCCAGUCAUGGAUGAGUUGCCUUUAUUGGAGAAAGUGGAGAAAAGUGGUAGGGGCAAAGCCCCACGCUUGACACGAACUUCAAAGUCUCCUGUUCUCAAGAACCUGAAAAUCAGACUUAAUGUCACUGAGGUGAAAGAUUUACUUCAAAUGGGGGAUGAGGAAUCUGGAAAUCAGGAUGAUUCUUCUAAAAAGGCUAAACCCGGUGAACCUACUAUUGACCCACUAUUAGAGUCUAAUAUAGGAAAAGAUCUGAGUUCAACUAACAAGGACAAAGAUGAGUUGACACCAGAUAUGAAGGCUCCAAUAGAUCCUAAAACGUUGCUUCAACAGGAACAGGAGCUGGAGCAAGCGGUUGAGAACAUUGCUAAACUUACAGACCCAACCCUCCCAGCAGAGCCACCUACUCCACCUGCCCCACCACCUGCUGAAUUAAAAAUUGAGACUGAGGAAGAGAAACCAGCCAAUCCUGCUAGUGAGUAUGAACUUGCUGCUGCCAUCGAUUCUAUUAUGGGUGAGGAUAUAGCAGUGCCUCUGCCUCAAGAGCCGGUAAUUAGUGCUGUUGUGGAUUCAGACCCAGAGAUUCCAACCUUUGUUCAGCCAAACAAGGGAGCUGAACCUACGACUACCACAUCCCCUACUAAGGUGGAAUCCUUUUUCCCAACAACACCAAGGAAGGGUGUCAAGGGCAGAGCUAAACCACCAAAGCGGUCCAAGAGUCAAAAAUCCAACAAAAAGGAUGCUGCAAAAGAAAGUCAGUCAGAACCGGAGAACACCUCUGUUAUCACAUCAGAUAGCACAUCUGCUAAUUCACAACCUGUUCCAGAGAGCACUCCAUCUACGGCUGCAGGGGUUAUUACAGCAACCUCAUGGAAGCUGGAAACCGAGCAUUUGCCACCCAAGGCAGAAACACCAAAAGAAUCUAAGGGACCUCCAGCCCCUGCAGAGCAACCGUUACUUUUGACACCUGUCUGUCCCCCAACCAAGAGUCCCACGAUCCCUAAGCCUCAACCACCCCAACAACCACCACCACCAGAGUGCAUUUCACCCUCACUUUCUCCACCUCUUAGCCGGACAAACAUCAGACCCACACAGACAAGUAGGAUCCCGGUUUCGCCACCAGAUUGGCUCAACCAGUCCAAGGAUGCUGGUGUCCCUUCCAUUCCAAGAGCAGCACCUCAUUUUGAGAACCCAGCCCUUCCAUCUGACACUGAGCCCAUGGAGACCGACCACAAUACCAGUGACCUGCGAAGGAUUCUCAUGAAGCACAAAAAUGUUUCACUCCCAAUCCCAUGCGGUAGUUCUGUUCCUAGCAAUCUAGGCCCCUCGUCCCUUAGGGAUCCUCCACACCUACCUGAUAGUAAUACCCCGAUGGUUGCUGUGCCAAGUAAGACGCAUCUUCCUGAUAACCGGCUGUCAUCUCAUCCAGCCCAGCCUGUGGUCCGGCCUCCAGCCUCACUACCAUCCCCUGAGUCAAAAUCAGUGAUUUCCGUUAUAGCCUCAACCGCCACAUCUGUUAUUAGUCGUGUUUGCAAUCCGCAGGACCUGGAAGAGAAAAACAGCAUGACCAUUGAGAGAAAUCCCUGUGUGGACAUGCCAAUUCCUAAGCCGACAUACAGGCCGUCCGGCAUGGAGGACGGGGAGAGUGGUUCAUAUCAUGGGUCAUCAGUUGGCGACGAGGGUGGAAGUGCUGGGAGGUACUUGGUUGAGAGCUCCGUUCUGGGUACAGGUUCUAGCCCGGGACUAAGGGUGAAUACCUCAGAGGGAGUGGUGGUGUUGAGUCACUCCGGGCAGAUAAAGGAGGGACGGCAGAGGAUAAGUGCCAAAAUCAGCCCCAUCCCACCAGCUACUGCAGUUGACAUGGAAUCUCAGCAACUAGUGACCAUUCCCCCGAUUAAACAGGAGAUGUACACCCACUCCCAGUCUAAUACUCCCAAGUGUCCUCCAAUACAGACUGACCACGGGCAUCCUAAGACUCAACAGGCUGUCUCCUCCAUUAAACAGGAAAACACUGGCAUGGAAAAGUUAGAAUCGCCCUACCCAUCAGGGCCUCAAGGAGGAGUUGUGAAGAGGCUGCAGCAGACAGUUGGUAGUCCACAGGUGAUGGGUUACCAUCAUCAAGACUACACCAUGUUAUUGAAACAUCCCAAAAAAGUGGAGGGUGCCGAUGGUAUGAACGUUGACGGGGGCAAACCUUGGACCUCCGCUAUUAGUCCUGCCAUGAGCCCCCACCUCUCCUCUCCGGCUGGCAACCACGUCGGCUUUGUUCCCGGCUCGGCUUCUGACCGAACUCCCUCACAUCUUGGUGGGGUCAAACAGGAGCCGCGGUCUCCUCGCAAGUCAGGCCACCCCCACUCUCCGUUCAAUAAAGUGUCCUCUCCCAUCGGCUCGUCCUCUCCUAAAGGCCUCCCGGGGAUGCUUCCCUCCGGCCUGCCAGCCAUGCAGCAGUAUGUGGCUGGUGUCCACCACUCUGAGCAGUCGGUCAUCAUGCAACCUCACAGUGCUCACGGUGGCAUUGGAAGGAUGUCGCCCCACCGUGCCUCUCAAGCAAUCCCCUUAGGUCACCUUGUCCAAGGGGAGGUCCGGGUGAACACUCCGCCCCUCUCUGUGAUGAAUUUCGGGAUUCAUGGUGAGCCCCUUGCCACUCCCUGGUCUGGUCCGCUCCAGCAACGCCCCACCUCGCCCCAGGCAGUAAGCCGAGAUAUGGUCCUCAAGGUUAACCCCGGCAAUGUGAGAGGCCAUGAGGGAGAGCCAGAGGACGCCAGGCGCUUCCAUCAGGCCAGACCGUCCGCCGCCCAGCUGAAACAGGAGACCAUGCAGGCUGAUCCGCGGCGGGCUCUACCCAGUGGGCUCCAGCUGGACCCGUACAUGUCACCCAGGGACAUGCGUGUACUCAUGCACCACCCACAGGGAGAACGGCCGGUGCCAGAGUCACACCAGGGACACAUCCAAGAGACGGUCCCACCCUCGUCAACAUCUACCAACAUCAGCUCGUCCCUGUCCCCUAGGGCACAUCUGCUGUCUAAAGGGGCGUCAGAGAAGGAUGCCACAAAGCCGCCGGAGGUCAAGAGACCACACUCUCCCCUCAAGGAUGGGAUGAUGGGGAUUCGUCCAUCUAUGGCUGCUAUGGCUUCCCCGCAAAGGGUACAGCUGCUGCCGUCAGGGACAGGCGCUUCCUUCUCCGAGUAUCCUGGAAUGUACACGAACACCCGGACCAUCACUGAGACUUCUUUUGGGAUCAACCAGGCAGCGGUCAACAUACCUUCUGCCUUAGGUGCAGACCCCAGCCAUUCACAAGCUGACAGCAAGGUGAAACAAGUUGGAAGCCAACCUGUCAACAUGGUGCAGCUGCUCACGAAGUACCCCAUUGUGUGGCAAGGGCUGCUGGCACUGAAGAAUGACCAGGCUGCUGUCCAGUUGCAUUUUGUCUGUGGCAACAAGGCUUUGGCUCUCCGUUCACUGCCCCUACCUGAGGGAGGAGCACUGCUUCGAAUAGUCCAGAGGAUGAGGCUUGAGGCAUCACAACUGGAUGGUGUGGCCAGGAGAAUGACACAGGGGGAGAGUGAGUUCUGUCUCCUGCUGGCUCUGCCUUGUGGACGGGACCAGGAAGAUGUCCUGAACCAAACCCAGGCCCUAAAAACCGCUUUCAUCAACUACCUGCAGGCCAAGCUGGCUGCAGGCAUCAUCAAUGUCCCCAACCCAGGCUCCAAUCAGCCUGCCUACGUGUUGCAGAUAUUCCCACCAUGUGAGUUUUCAGAGAGCCACUUGUCCCGGCUUGCCCCUGACCUCCUAAACCGGAUCUCCAAUAUCUCCCCUCACCUCAUGAUCGUCAUCACCUCUGUGUAACAGCCCUCUACCCCCGGGGAAAGGAAGCCACCUCUUCUCUUCAGUGGACGUACUCAAAGUUGAGCCUCAGGAAACAAGAGGAAUGGCGGGAUGUUUGCUCCUGGUGACGCUGGGAUCAUGUAGGAAUAACGUCCUAUUGGAACUUUUACAUUUUCCAUAUCGAGUCUCACUUUUUUUUUUUUGUCACUCCUGUCUGGUAUUUUUGUCCUUCUCAAAAGAGCGAGCUCAGGGAUGGACCAGACCAGAACCCUAUAUUUGUACAGUCUUAUUUGACCAUUUUUCUCUGCUGUAUUUGUAUUUAUUGGGGAGUUUUAUUUUUAAGUAGGGAGAUACUUUGAAGAAAAAUCAGGAUGUUUGAUGAAUAAGAAGAAUGAGUGACAAACUGGGUGGCCUUUUCAUCUUUCUUUCUUCAUCUUUUAAUGAUUGUGGUUCAUUUUUCAUGAGAAAGGAUCAUAGAAACCAUUGUACCACAGUGGCAGAAAUAGACAUUUCAACACGUAUUUUUAAGUACAGUAAUUAUGUACAAACCUAUGUCAUUGUCCAGCCUUUCCCAUAGAGGAGGAAGAUUUAACUUAAAGGAAAAAAAAACAUGAUUAGGGCACCCUAUUAGGGCAGGUCUUUAAUGGCACUCUAUUCCCUGUAUAUUGCCAAUCUGAGGGCCCUGGUGAAAAGUAGUACACUAUAUAAAGGGAAUAGGGUGCAAUUUUGGACACCUAGAUCUUGUAGAGAGGACCGUGCCAGCCUAACAAGACCCUUUGAUUCCACCAGCUCUGCUGUUCCAUUUCUCUACUCAAACCAGACAAGGCUCUUCCCUUCCACAUGGUUCCACCUGAACAACAGUGGGAAUUAGGAGUUUUUGGAAUACUGGACUCUGUAAAUAUUUUAAAUAUUUAAAACUUUGACAAAAUGGAACUUGGGACAACUUGACACCAAGAGACUUUCCAACCAACUGUGGAAAUGACAAGAUGGUGAGGUGGGAUGAACAAAUUGGGGUUGUAGGGAAGAAUGAAGAUGGAAACCCUUGGUUUUGUGGUGUAAAUACUUGGAACACAGCAGGUUGGCGACUCUCGUGUGGAGUUUGCUGAGGGCACUUCACAUUUUGUUACUCAAAUAAAAAAAUCCAGAACUUGAA